Suncus etruscus (white-toothed pygmy shrew) is the source of this 564-nucleotide messenger RNA. RefSeq names its product cerebral dopamine neurotrophic factor (gene CDNF). Gene Ontology annotation, cellular component: endoplasmic reticulum. The record is from RefSeq and is a predicted model, not a curated record. The transcript has 4 exons. Gene Ontology annotation, biological process: neuron projection development; dopaminergic neuron differentiation. The coding region runs from base 1 to 564 and encodes 187 amino acids. NCBI's taxonomy places the organism in Eukaryota, Metazoa, Chordata, Mammalia, Eulipotyphla, Soricidae.
AUGCGGCUUGCAGGCCCAGGCGCUCUAUUAGCCUUGUGCACCGGCCUUUGGCUCUCGAACCUCGGGCCGGCCGUGGGCCAGGAGGUUGGGGGUCAGCCGGGGCCCGACUGUGAAGUUUGUACAGAAUUCUUGGGCAGAUUCUACAACUCCUUGAGAGCCAGAGAGAUCGACUUUGCUCUGGACAUCAUUGAAAAAGAGUUGAUCAGCUUUUGCUUGGAUGCCAAAGGGAAAGAGAACCGCCUGUGCUAUUAUCUUGGAGCCACUCCCGACGCUGCCACCAAGAUCCUGGGUGAGGUGACACGACCCAUGAGUGUGCACAUGCCAGCCAGGAAGAUUUGUGAGAAGCUCAAGAAGAUGGACAGUCAGAUCUGUGAGCUGAGAUACGAAAGGAAGUUGGACUUGACCUCGGUGGACUUGCUGAAGAUGAGAGUGGCUGAGCUGAAGCAGAUUCUGUACCGCUGGGGAGAGGAGUGCAAGGCCUGUGUAGAGAAGUCUGACUAUGUGGCACUCAUCAAGGAACUGGCUCCCAAACAUGCAGCGGUGACCCCCCAGACAGAGCUCUGA